Messenger RNA from Gekko japonicus, 2029 nucleotides. Its product is annotated as zinc finger protein 773-like. The record is from RefSeq and is a predicted model, not a curated record. The transcript is spliced from 6 exons. Gene Ontology annotation, biological process: regulation of transcription by RNA polymerase II. The coding region runs from base 119 to 1828 and encodes 569 amino acids. Lineage: Eukaryota; Metazoa; Chordata; Lepidosauria; Squamata; Gekkonidae. Gene Ontology annotation, molecular function: RNA polymerase II cis-regulatory region sequence-specific DNA binding; DNA-binding transcription factor activity, RNA polymerase II-specific.
CAGACACUGUCUGUUCGCUUCUUCGGGAUCUCGGCGGCUUCUACCACCCAGGUCAGGCUGCUGAAUCGUCUUCGCUGAGGGCCUCUCUGAGGCAGAAGAGACUUGAUGUUUGGGAUCCAUGGAGCCACACAGAACCUGGCCUGUGAAGGAGGGGUGUAUUCUCUUUCUAGCAGCUUCUCACCCCUGGGAACUCCCUGAGCAGUACCACCCCUCAAGACAACAACAACCGGUCAACCCUCCUUCUGGGGGAAAGGAAGCCAUUUUGAGCCAACUCCUCCAGCCCCCGGAGGCAGCCAGGCCACAGAGUUUCCAUGCAGGAACCAUCCAGUUCGGAGAAACUCCCCGGGAGACCCUCUCCCGGCUGAGCAAGGCAGUUCUGCAGUGGCUGCGUCCCCAGGAGCACAGCAAGGAGCAGAUUGUGGACCUGGUCAUCCUGGAGCAGUUCCUGUCUGUGCUACCGACCGACAUGCAGGCCUGGGUGAGAGCCAAAGAGCCGGGCAGCAGCAAGGAGGCAGCUUACCUGGCGGAGGCCUGCCUGCAGGAGCAAGAACCUGCCAAGCCAGCUCAGCUGCCAAUUACCUUUGAAGAUGUGACUGUACCUUUCACUGAGAAAGAGUGGGCACUCCUAGAAGCCAGAGAAAAGGCUCUUUACUGGGAAAUCAUGCAGGACAAUUAUGACAAUGUAGCCUCUCUGGGGUUUUUGAGACCAGAAACUGAUGUGAGGUCACCAGAAGAAUGGAAAAGGCAAGAUACUUUCAAGUUUCAGCUCUCAGAAAAACGGAUGCAAACAAAAAUCAACUUUUCAGAAUCCCCACAACUUAAACUUGAGAUGGCCUCCGAACGAAAAAGGAAUCCAAGGUCAUUGAUCUUUGAUCUCCGGGGCUGUGGAGAAAGGGAGAUCCCAAAUGACAUCUGUUCAGAGAAUAGUCCGUUUAAAGCAGAGAAUUGCCCAGUUAAAGCAGAGAAUAGUCCGAUUAAAGAGAAUCCAAAGAAUAACUCCAAGCCCAAAAUCCCUGACCUAGUGGAGAAACAAAGUAUGUUUUCUGGCCUGUCAGAAGGGAACCCCAGGAAAGCAGAAGCCAGGGACAGUCAGCAGAUGACACAGACCCUUGAGGAGAACUCCCUGCCUCAGCAAGAUGAGAUGCUUUUUGGCACAGGGUUGUUUUUCAAGGAGCCACCCCAGGUUGUGGCCGCUCUGAAAGGUGACCUCCAGGAGACCCAUCACAUCUGCACCGAAUGCGGGAAAAGCUGUCGCUCAUUUGCCGCGCUGACGAAGCAUCACAGGGCCCACAAGGUGGAAAAAUGCUACAAGUGCCCCGUCUGUGAAAAGAGGUUCAGUCGGAGCUCUAAUCUCAUCACUCACCAGAGGAUCCACACGGGCCUAAAACCAUUCCAGUGCACUGACUGCGAGAAAAGCUUCAAUAACAAGUCAACCCUUGUUAAGCACCAGAGAACCCACACUGGGGAGAAACCCUACGUGUGCCUCGACUGCGGCAAAGGCUUUACGCAAAGCUCCAACCUGAUUAAGCACCAGAGGAUUCACACCGGGGUGAAGCCCUACAGGUGUCCUGACUGUGACAGAAGCUUCACUCAGAGUUCACAUUUCAUUGACCAUCAGAGAAUCCACACGGGCGAGAGACCCUACAAAUGCCCCGACUGCGGGAAGGGUUUCAGCCUGUGCUCCAGUCUCAUCAUACAUCACAGAAUCCAUACAGGAGAGAAACCGUUCGAAUGUCCUGUCUGCGAAAAAAGUUUCAGCAGCAGGUCAACUCUUAUUAACCACAGACGGGUCCACACUAGAAACAAACCUUAUGAAUGUGUUGACUGAGGGAAGACUUUCACUCAGAACUCCAGCCUAAUUGCACACCAGAGAACCAAUACUGGUGACAAAUCCCAUACAUUUCCUCACUGUGCCAAAUGCCUCACUCAGAGCUCAAGCGUCAUCAUCCACUGAAGGACAUGCAUGGGAGAGAGGCCAUAUCAGUGUUCCAACUGAAAGACAUGCUGCAGUAUAAAAUCACAUCUCCUU